AUGUCCUAUUCGAUGGGCUCACAAGCCCUUUUUUUGGCAACAGCUGUAGCCGUUUCAGCCGGCAUUAUCGUUCUCUUUGAUCUUCUUCGGGAAAAUUAUUUUCCAAAUGCAGAGCUUGAAGUUACCAAGAAUGAUCGAAAUUCUCCACACAAAAAGACUUUUCUCAAAUCUUGCUUAUCUUCAGGUAAAGGUGAAAAGAAGAUGAAUUCGAAGAAGAAAAGGGUUCAUUUUGCUGCAGAUGUGAGAGAUUCAGGCAAAAAUGGCGAGGAGUACAGAAGAAGACUAUAUAGAAAAUCUUGUGGGAAGAAGAUUUUGGAUAUGCCAGCAAAUCCUACAGCUUUGUACAGUAGUGGAAUUCUCAAAGAGAGUGUGCAUCGCAUGGAAUUCUCUUAUUGA
This is a messenger RNA of Solanum verrucosum, 396 nucleotides long. RefSeq lists its product as uncharacterized. The record is from RefSeq and is a predicted model, not a curated record. The transcript is spliced from 2 exons. The coding region runs from base 1 to 396 and encodes 131 amino acids. NCBI's taxonomy places the organism in Eukaryota, Viridiplantae, Streptophyta, Magnoliopsida, Solanales, Solanaceae.